AUGCCAGCUGGAGAAAAGCAGAAGAUAGCAGAGCACUGGCAGAUGCAGCCAAUUGUGGAAGGAGUCAGAAAUGGAGUUAUGGAGGAAGAUUCAGGCUGGGAUUUAAACUCAAGCGUGACAGCCAUUCAUGCUCUUGGCCAUGCAGGGAGUAGUAGUGAGAGAAGAGACAUGCUGCCUGUACACACAGCCAAAAGCGGCCCUGCAGAGGGCAUGUCUAAUGCCCCCAUAAGGAAAAUGCAGCCAUGCUUGUACAAAGGGGAGUACAUAGUACAUCUCAAAUAUGCACGGAUGUCUGAGAGCGACUCCAUGCAGGUCAGCAGAAGAGAAGUGACUGAUGUGUACAGCCAUGUCCAAACGGUAACAGUGGGCACCAUCCAUACCAGCCCCUACCUCAUACUACCUGAUGUCAUGCCACUGGCCACCCAGGAGAGAGGUAACAAGCCCACACAGAUCUGAGAGCUAAUGAGGCUGCUUCCCUUGACAUUUGUCAAGGCAUCCAUCCAUAACAAAAAAUAACAGCUCCACCUGAAGCUUGCCACUGGCCACUCUUUUUACCUUCAACUGUGUCCCCGUUCACACAUAGAUCUUUUCACUCACUGGGAAUACCUCGUUUACACGUUAAAACCACCAGUGGAGGUUUAUAGCAGUACCCGUGCCAUUCUGGCUGAUGAUGCACUGGACAUACUUUGA
Messenger RNA from Phyllostomus hastatus (greater spear-nosed bat), 690 nucleotides. RefSeq names its product golgi associated RAB2 interactor family member 6 (gene GARIN6). Lineage: Eukaryota; Metazoa; Chordata; Mammalia; Chiroptera; Phyllostomidae. Gene Ontology annotation, cellular component: nucleus. The record is from RefSeq and is a predicted model, not a curated record.